This is a messenger RNA of Spea bombifrons (plains spadefoot toad), 1512 nucleotides long. RefSeq names its product pyridoxal kinase (gene PDXK). The record is from RefSeq and is a predicted model, not a curated record. The transcript has 11 exons. Gene Ontology annotation, molecular function: pyridoxal kinase activity. NCBI's taxonomy places the organism in Eukaryota, Metazoa, Chordata, Amphibia, Anura, Pelobatidae. Bases 83 to 1033 code for a protein of 316 amino acids. Gene Ontology annotation, cellular component: cytosol. Gene Ontology annotation, biological process: pyridoxal 5'-phosphate salvage.
CCAAUCCCCGCCCCCGUCAGGCUGCCCCGGCUCUGCCUGUCACGGUUCCGCUGCCCCGGCUGUGUCUCUGUAUCUGCCCCACAUGGAGGUUCCGAGGGGCAGCGAGUGCCGGGUCCUGUCUAUCCAGAGUCACGUGGUGCGGGGAUACGUGGGCAACAAGGCAGCUGCCUUCCCCCUGCAGGUCUUGGGGUUUGAGGUGGACACGAUCAAUUCUGUCCAGUUCUCCAAUCACACAGGUUACGAUCACUGGAAGGGGCAGGUGCUGAACGCCGAGGAGCUGCAGGAGAUCUACGAGGGGCUGAAACUGAACCAGGUGACGCGGUAUGACUACGUGCUGACCGGUUACACCAGGGAUUCGUCCUUCCUGGCCCGGGUCGUGGACAUCGUUCAGGAACUCAAACAGAAAAACCCCCAGCUGGUCUAUGCUUGCGAUCCAGUCCUCGGAGAUAAGUGGAACGGGGAGGGCUCUAUGUACGUCCCCGAGGAGCUGCUUCCCGUCUAUAAGGACUUGGUGGUCCCCGUGGCGGAUAUUAUCACCCCCAACCAGUUUGAGGCAGAGUUACUAACCGGCCGUAAGAUUCAUACCCAGGAGGACGCGGUCCAGGUGAUGGACAUGCUUCACGCUCUUGGACCAUCCACUGUAGUCAUUACGAGCUCGGAGCUUCCGGCAUCGCGUGGGGCAGAAUAUCUCAUCACCCUGGGGAGCCAUAGACGAGUGGGGAAGGACGGCCAGGUGCGCACGCAGCGGAUCUGCCUCGAAUCACCACGAGUGGAGGCCGUGUUUGUUGGGACUGGAGACCUGUUUGCUGCUAUGCUUCUGGCGUGGACUCACCAUCAUCCCAGUAACUUCAAGCUGGCCUGUGAGAAGACCGUCUCGGCCAUGCAGCACGUCCUCCAGAGAACUAUCUGCAGUGCGCGAGCGCUUGCUGGCCCCGGCGUGAAGCCUUCGUACCCGCAGCUGGAGCUUCGCAUGGUCCAAAGCAAAAAGGACAUCGAAAACCCUGAGCUGAUUGUCACAGGCGCAGAGUUAUAGAGGGGAGAGCGGACCCCAGGGGCCACUGUACGUACCUUCACGUCACCAGCUAACUCCCAGAGGUGCCCUGAGACCAUCCUGCCUCCCGGGACUUCUCUCCAAACCUCCUCCGGCCGCCCUGGGGCUUCUCCUCCACGUGCCAAACGUUCCCCCUCCUCUCCCACUAAUGAUCACGGGGCGAGGUGGUCUCCGGCACCGGUUGGGAAUGCACAAGGGGGGACCUCGCCAGAUUAGAAGGGCCUGUUUCUCCCAGUCCCGCCAUUACUGCGUGGUAGGGUUGGCCCUGGAGCGGGGGGCCGACCGCCUUUUUAUUCUUAGUAAAUUGGGCCGUUAAUAAAUGAACCUGUGAGACGAAUGCUUUGGCUCGAGCCGCCGCUGUCAGUGAUUGGGGGCCGGCGAGCCUCGUUGUCUCUUUGUUUCUGUGAUAUGUCGUUGUCACUUGUCGUGUCUUGGCCUGUCACAUCACCGCCUCCAAACUA